AAGGUCAAUAAUUGCCAACAUGCCAAUCCCCACAACCAACUGGUACACACAUCCAGAGAGUGCUAUGCUUUGUUCCCCACCUGCCUCCUAUUAUUCUCGUUAUCGUUGGCGGGCGCGAGUAAAUGAUGUAGGCACAGUACGGCCUUGCCUCAGCAUGUUGUUCUGAGCCUCAAACCCUCCCCUGGAUUUCUCAUCACUCCACCACCCCUCGCCUGCCUUUCGGCGUGGGAUACUUCAUUUGUGUUUACCGGAGCUUAGCUCUAUGGCCACCGUUAAGGAUGAGACAUCAUCUACUCAUUCCUUCAGCUUCCUUACAGUAGGUUACAAAAGGAGCCCUGCGGGCACCACUUUCGCCACCUCUUCAGCUACCGGUACCUACAGCCCUUCUAAGAGAACCUAGCGGCGAUCCCUAGAGACAAGUUCCGCCUUUUCAUAAUAAUAUACCGCCCGAGUCAGCCUACCCCUCGGAAAAUAGUAGUAGAUAAGAUAUCGCUCCCUCCCACGCUCUUACAGCACACCGUCAUUACAGGUGCUCACACCAAAGAUACCGGUAUACGUGGAUGAGGAUGGGAUUCCCGGACCCGAAGAGAACGCGGUCGGCUACUGAUAAAUUUACAAAAGAGAGAACAUACGUUCGAAACCUUACGCUUCUGGAUCUCGAAGCUUGUGUCGCUCUGGAAGAAGCAGCCUUUAUCACCAGCGAGCGGUGUCCUCGGGAAACAGUAACUACUACCUCUUUCUCUGUCCACUUCUCUCUACACUCGACUGACCACUAAAUACAGUUUUCAUAUCGCCUUAAGGUCUGUCCAGAGCUAUGUUUUGGUAUAUUUACCAUCCGUCGAAACAAAGAAUACCUCCUCGGCCAUGCUAUCGCAACCAAGACCCUCUCGCCGUCAGUGACGGAGUCAUCCAUGGCCGUAGCUACGCCCAGACACUCUCCUCAUAACCCUGCCGGUCCAACUAUUGCUCUGCAUUCUUUCGCAAUACAACCGACACAUCAGGGCCGAUAUUUAGGAACUACGUUGCUUCAGGAAUACAUACGACGGAUGAUUAUGGGAGGAUGCGUGCAGAGAAUCGCACUGAUAGCAAGGGAUAGGUUGGCAGGGUUUUAUGAGCGAUUUGGCUUUCGUUGUAGGGGCGUGUCUUCGGUAAAAUUUGGAGGAGGAGAAUGGAUGGAUUUGGUUCUAGAUUUCUGACCUUUCUUUCUUGUUUUUUUUUCUUUUUUCUUCCUUUUCCCCCUCUUUGUAUCCCUCCUAUCCCUUUCCUAUUCUAAUUCCCCUUCUGAUUCUCGAUUUUCUCUUUGGAGUUGCGGUUGUGGCCUUGUCUGCCUGGGUUUCAUUAUUUCCACUUCCCUUACCUAUCAAUCUGUAUCACAUCUCUCCUGCCGGCAGGUUACCUUUCGCCACUACGGUACUAUAUUUAAUGUGAAAACACCUCUAUACUGUACACUAGGCUUCCCACCGUAUAACAAUAAAUCCCCCUUCUCUCUCUUUC
This is a messenger RNA of Tuber aestivum (summer truffle), 1494 nucleotides long. The record is from the annotation of a GenBank genome assembly. NCBI's taxonomy places the organism in Eukaryota, Fungi, Ascomycota, Pezizomycetes, Pezizales, Tuberaceae.